Messenger RNA from Fusarium odoratissimum NRRL 54006, 1472 nucleotides. RefSeq lists its product as uncharacterized. The record is from RefSeq and is a predicted model, not a curated record. The transcript has a single exon. NCBI's taxonomy places the organism in Eukaryota, Fungi, Ascomycota, Sordariomycetes, Hypocreales, Nectriaceae. The coding region runs from base 551 to 1141 and encodes 196 amino acids.
AUACUAGGGAAAUUCGCCUGUCUUGUUACGCUUAUAGCGCGCUUGGCUGUAAACUCUUUUUCUACGAUUAAGCGCGUGUUCCAUAUUUCAAGUGAUAGCGACAUGCGAUGGGUUGGCUUUUGGAAUACAGGAGGACGAAUUGUGGGAAAGGUUCUUUAUGCGUUGUUAGUACUUACUAGAGCCAACAACCAUCACAUGCACCUUGUGAAUUGUUCCGUUUCAUCCGGUCCCCCACAUGAAACCCUUGUCAAUCCAUUUAUAUACAACCAACAACCAACAACCAACGACUAGAGCCAACAACCAGCACGAUCAAGUUUUUCAAUCCUUCGAAAAGCCAAAAUUGCAGGUCAAAGCAACGAAAACGAGAGAGCCUUGGAAAACGAGCAACGAGCGACAGCAGAGUGCUCCCAAAUAUAAAAAGACCCUCUGAUCCCUCAGUUACACAUAUUCUCUAUAACCUUCCAACCAAUACUAUGGGAGAUCUUCAGUUCUUACUCCUCAUCUUUAUUCUAGACGCCGCCGCAGUUAUCAUACGUAUAUCAUCAGGAUCAUGGUCAACCUCAGCAAAACUUGGGUUGCUUGCCUCGCAUUUGGCUUUGUUGAACCGAGUCUUGGGUUCUAUGACAAGUCAAUUCAGCGCGUAGGCUACAAUCCUCUCGUCAAGCAAUGGAACGGCGUAGACUCCAACCUCACGGCAACUUUGGACCUCGUUGAUCCCGGCUACGUCUCUGUCUUCGAGAAGCGCCGCCACAUCGACGUCACGGCGUGGGCUACGGUGGCCUUGGCUGCUGGCACUACCAUCCUGGCUGCUGAGGCGGGAAUAAAUAUCUACAAGCAGAUCGCCGACAUUAUCAAGAGCAAGUCGAACCACAAUUCUUGCUCCAUGACGACUGGCACCGACUCGAACGGUCAUAUGAUUGAGGGCUAUGCGUACCUGGCGACUACCAGUGGCCAUGAUUGCAAGACUACGGCUGAGACGAAGACUAUCCUGGCGGCGGUGAAGGACUGUGCUGAUUGGCAGCAUAAGCAUGGAGCUAUCAUGGGCUGUUGUGUGCUGUCCCAUGGUGGAACUUGGGAAGGUCAUCUGCGCCUCACCUCUCAGCCUAACAAGUACCCAGCACAUGCAGUCAACUGCGAUUAGGAAGCCAGUUGGGCUAUUGUAGCUGCGUGGGAAUAAGUGUACCUUGCGUCUUGAUGUUCUUUCUGGGUUUGGUGGAGAGUUUCUUAGGGAGGAUGCGUACGCUGGAUCAUCCGCUUACUGUUUUCUAUAGUAGUUAAUCAACUUCAACACCAUUUCCAUUCUGUAGCUAAAACAAAGCAAGUUGCUAGCAAAACCAAGUUAUCAAGGCAGAACAAUCUUUUCCAUCAAGAGCCAGUCCCCUCUUUUUCAUCUGAAAUACCUUCUUCAGGCUGUUAUGCAUCUAAUCACUUACCAUAGGAUUAAAUACCUGAAGGGCCAUAAAGCAUUCUAC